AUGUUACAUCGACCUAGUCUUAUGCCAGCGUCAAUGCGAUCGCCUAAAACUCUUCUACCUACACAGAAUUCAUCCAAGUUGAUAAAGACUUUAGAGAGUCCAAUACUGAAUCGUCUUUUCGAUACUCCAGCUAUGACAAUUGUCGGUCAUAUUGGUAGUGACAAUAUUGAUGAUGAUGAUGAGAUUGUGAUUGUUGAACCUACAGAUCCUGAUGAAGAUCGUUUGAAACAAAAAGAACAAGAACAGCAACAACUGCAACUAAAGGAGCUGGAGCAGGAGGGGGAGGUGGAAGGACCCCGACAACAACAACAACAGCAACAAGAUCAAGAAACACCAAUGACCGACAAACAUGUCGAUGAAGAGAUGGAGGGGUAUACUUCUGACGAUGUAGAAAUGACUACUAUCCAACCUUCACCUGUUCUUGUUUCUAUUCCACCUCCUUCUACAAUAUCCACAAAUUCCACCUCCCUUCUCAUUAAUAAAGUUAACCAUCCGCCUCCAUUGAAUGAAACAUCUGUCACUAUGACUACCGAGACAUCUUGUAAACAACCGAUUAAUAUCCUUCCACUGAAUGAAACUCUACAAGCUUUACUGACAAGUACACCACGUCCUAGUGGAACACCACUACAAAGUGUAUCCUUCCAACCAAUAUUACCAUUAACAGGUAAAACUACAAAUUCAUGCACAACACUAGUACAAACUCCAUGUAUUGUCUCUAAUACUGGUGUAACAACGACUUCUUUACCCACACUAUGGUUACAUUCACCUAUCACGAAUCAUGCAACAAUAACAACAACAGCAACAACAACGUCGUCGUCGUCGUCUUCGGUACUGCCAACAGCACCAGCAGCAACAACAACAACAACACCGACGAAUAUUAUUCUCCCACCGAGUGUUGCCAGUCUUACAGAAUUCACAAAUAGUUUAGUACAAAAUGGUACUGCUUUAAAUCCGUUGAUUGCUGCUGUUCUGGUUAAUUGUGCAACAGUGAAUAUGAUAAGUCAACUCGCUGGGACUUUAUGUACACCGCCUAUUGUACUGAAUACAUCUGACAGUAAUAACAAUAAUGGGAAUACUGCGACAACUGUUAAUGGUAACAGUAUAACAAUGCCAACCGCUUCAAUAUUACCCAAUCUCUUGUCUGCUAUCCCACUGUCUGCUUAUCUACCUGGUUUAACGUUGAAUACACCAGCGAGUAAUCUAAUCGGAGGUACAACUGGUCAUCAUAUUGUUUCUGGUAAUAAUAUAGGUGGUAAUAUUAUUGUUACCCCAUCGAAUGUUGACAUUAAUAAUAGUAAUAAUAAUACUAAUUCAGUGCCGAUAUCUUCACCAUCCUCAGCAACAUCAAAUCAAGGCGACUAUCUACAUUUAUCCGAUUGUAAAACAUCUUCAAAUCAACGAUCUAAUGGACGUGUAAAACGUUUUAAAUGCCCAUUGGCUAAUUGUGAAAUGUCUUUUUAUAGUCGAUUCAAUCAAAUGGAACAUAUACGUACGCAUACAGGUGAAAAACCAUUCAGUUGUCCUGAACCUCAAUGCAAUGCAGCAUUUAAACGACGGCGGGAUCUACGGGAUCAUUGGAAUAUGCAUUUAUUGGAUAAUCCGCCGUCGGCGACAUUGACUGAAGAGGAGUUUAAUAAAGCAUUGAAAGAAGCGGACGAGAAAUAUAAUGCGAUGUAUAAUUUUGAGACGCUGGACGCAGGGAAUUCGCUACAUAUUGUAAAGCCUGUUGAUCCACAGCAACAGGAACAACAACAACAAAAAACAUCAAUUGAAAUUCCUGAUCCUAGAGCUUUAUUCACCAAGAAAUGUGUCAAUGAAUUUGGUCGAUAUCAUUGUACUUAUCCAGGCUGUGAUAAAUCCUAUGCUAGACGACAUCGAUUAAAUCAGCACAUCUCAACGCAUACAGGUACUGGUCCGAUACCAUGUGAUGAACCUAACUGUAAUGUUCGAUACUUUUCCGAGGAGGAUUUAAAACGUCAUAAAUUGUCACAUCUGUAUGCAGCGGAUAAAAAUUCACGUCGUCGACAUGUUUGUACCUAUCCAGGUUGUGGUAAGGCGUAUUCAAAGUUGAAUAAGCUGAAAGAGCAUCUUCGAUCACACACCGGUGAAAGACCGUAUGUAUGUCGAGAGCCUGGUUGUGGCGCAGCAUUUAUCCGGUUGUAUGGAGUUAAACGUCAUGAAUUAACGCAUGUAUUUGGUCGUAAACGUGGAGGGAAACGACUUACACAAUUUCCAAAUACAACAUUAGAGAGUGUUAUGAAUGGCGAGAAUGCUGGCGGUGUUGGUGGUGAUGAUGUCGUGGUAGUGACAGAGGAGCAGCAAACAGUUGUCACUUCAGAGAGUCCAGAUGUAAUAAUCAUCUCCCCUACCACAAACACAGUAACACCACCACCACCAACAACAACAACUGCCAGUCCGCCUUUAUCAAAUAUUCUACCGAAACCAAUUGAACAAAUCGAUACCAAGUUGGAUACAUCGUCAACAAUGCCAAGAAUUCGUCCACUUCCAGCUAUUGCACCAAAAUCAAAUGUCACCCUACCAAUACGUCCUAUUUCACCGAUCAGCGGAAAUCCAGGCAUGCGACGUCCUCAUAUCUGUCCAUUUAAAGAAUGCGGGAAAGCCUUUCCAAAGUUGAAUAAACUGCGUGAACAUAUCUGUCGGCAUACAGGUGAACGACCAUUUGUCUGUGAAAAAUGUAAAGCGUCUUUUGUACGCAUGUAUGAUUUACGUCGUCAUAGUAAUAUUCAUCUGAGGGGAGGACAUCCAAGAAGUUUGUCUAGAUUUUUACCACCUACACAAGUGGUAACAAGUAAUAAGCCUGUUGAAUCUACUGUUUCAGAGAGUUCCACAGGGACUGAUGUCACUUCUACGAUAACAACUGCCAACACAACUGUAUCACCUUUAGUGACUGUGACAGUCUGUGAUAACGCUAUCUCUUCUAAUAAUAUUACUGUUGUCAGUAUCGCUUCCCCCUCUAUCAACAAUCCUCAAGUUGACACUGUCCCAGCUCCCAGCACUACAACUACCACUGUUACAAAACUUGAAGAAACACCCGAGAGUGUUGUACAAGUCGUUGAACCUCUUGUAAUUAAACCAUCAGAGAGUGAUGACGAGGUAAUUGAAUCUACUGAUAACAAUGUUUUAUGCUGA
Trichobilharzia regenti is the source of this 3150-nucleotide messenger RNA. Lineage: Eukaryota; Metazoa; Platyhelminthes; Trematoda; Strigeidida; Schistosomatidae. The record is from the annotation of a GenBank genome assembly.